Molecule: messenger RNA, 1567 nt
Organism: Rotaria sp. Silwood1
Lineage: Eukaryota; Metazoa; Rotifera; Eurotatoria; Philodinida; Philodinidae
Source: the annotation of a GenBank genome assembly
AUGUCAACAAUAUCAUUACCAUCACAAACUCGCGAAUGUAGUGUAUGUUCAAGUGAGAAACCAUAUAGUGAAUUCUUAGGAAACUACAGUGAUGCAUGUCUUCAUAUUGAACGAACUGUAUGUGAUUCAUGUGUAUAUGAAAAUACGAAAUUUCUUGUCGAAAAUACCAGUGUCUAUGAUGAACAACUCAUCUGUCCUGAACAAAAUUGUAAUGCAACAUUUGAUUUUUAUGCAAUUCGAGGUAUUCUUCUUGCAACAGGCAAGAGUCAUAUAGUAUUUGAAAAAUACGAUAAAAAUUUGAUCUAUCGACGUCUCGAAGAGAUGACUGAAUUUGUUUGGUGUGCACAUGAAUGUGGCUCUGGUCAAUUGCAUGAUCUCCAAGGAUCUUCAAGUCCUGAAGUCAUAUGUAUAAAAUGUCAACUACGAACAUGUUUCACACAUCGUACCAUUUGGCAUACAGGUAUGACAUGUGCUGAGUAUGAUCUUCAACAAAGUCAAUUACCUGACGAUGGUACUUGUGCAUGGCUUGAUCAAAACACAAAAAGAUGUCCCCAGUGUCGAUGGUAUAUUGAGAAGAAUGCAGGAUGCAAUGAAAUGAAAUGUCGUCGUUGUCAACAUAAGUUUUGUUGGGAAUGUCAAGCUGAUUACAAAAUUAUUUCACGUGAAGGCAAAAGUAAUCACCGAUCAUGGUGCAGUCAUUAUAAGGUAAAUAAUAAAAAAUACGAAGAUUGAGAUAUUUUCAAUUGAUAUAGACAUGGUUACAUUAUAGUUUACUUUGUUUUAGGCAAAGCCUGUCGAUGUGUCCAAUCAACAGCAGACUCAACGAUGGUGUAAUGUUCAAUAAGCGUAUUAGUUCAAUUUUAUCAACAUUGUUUUCAAUGAAUAUAUGAAUAGUUUUGCUUUUUUUUAUGAAUUCAUCACGUUUGUUUAUCGAUAUCUAUAAUGUAUAUAUUGACGACGGAAAUAAAAUCCACAUGAAUCUAUUGCUGAAUAAUUCAAAUAAAGAUCGUCUAGCCAGAAAAUAAGACAAUCAUUUGUUAGUUCGACAAAAGGAGCAUCAAGUCUUAAUACUAUUUGAUUAUUUGUCAAGAGAAGAGAAUUCGAACAAAUAUUGACGAUAGUUCUACGACAAUAGAUUAUGGUCAAUGGAAUGAUCAAAUAAAUGGCUACAUAGAGUAGGCAUCUGCAAAGUGGUCCCGGUCUCGGUCCCGGUCCCGCCGGGACCGGGACUAAAAUUUUACUUUUGCCGGGACCGGGACCGGGACCAAAAUUUUCAAGCUAGUCCCGGUAUUAUUUUUUAUCAGAAACUCGAUUCUGCGUUUAGGUAUUUCUUCUAUUUUUGUGAUCAGAAAUCUAAAAAAAACAGCAAUUUUCUUUACAAUUCUGAUAAAAAUUUUCAUCGAUCCUCGUUUCAGUUUCAAGAAUCGGAAUUUUUUCACCAUAAUACAAUUUUUAACUGGCAUCGAGUCCAGACCGGGGCCGGGACCGGGACCGGGACCGGGACCAAAAAAAAAAUUGGGCCGGGACCGGGACUGAAGAAAAAUUUUGACCGGGACCGGGACCGGGA